AUCAGAGCACUAAAGGGUUCAGACAACUUCUAAGUCCAGCAAACCUCCCCUCCUCCGUCCAACAGAGCUGCUGGAUCCAGAGCCACAGCAAUCAGCAUCUCUGCAGGAAGUGACAGAAAAUGGCGCGGCCGUCUGUCUCCCUGAUCCACACAGGUUUCCUGUUAGUAGUUGUUUUAUUACCAGACUUGCUGGGGGCCGUGCCUUUGGAGCAGAACCAGCAAGAAGAAGGGGCUGCAGUGACUGAUGAUGUGAAAGCUGAUGCACUGGCCAACUUGAAAAAGCUGGUUCGCAACAGAAGGAACGUCCCCGUCUUGGCUGUGCCCCAGUUCAAACGUGUGCCUGACUUCUGGGGAUGGUACAAGUACUUUAUGGACACACACAACCAGGAGGGAGUGGAGGAUCUGGAUCGUUUGUACAUGGCCUACUUACAAAACAAGCACAGGUCUGAGGAGGGGCCCACCUUCAAUCACUACCUCAAACAUCUUAGUGAAAUCUACAAAACCUGUGCAAAUUCUGAUGACCCAGAAUGCAUAGCUGAGUCCACCAGCAAACCCAAAGCUGCUGUGGUCAUGCCUUCCUCUAUUAGGUCUGGUGCAAUCAGGAUGUGCAACCCCUACAUUGAUCCCUACUGCCUCUACCCACUUACGUCCAAGCCCGCUGCUCCGGAGCCUGAAAUGGCUCCAGCUAAGGUACCAGCUCCCAUCCUUACCCCUGUCCUGCCCAUGCCCCUGAAGAGCCCCACUGGUUUCUACUACUACGCUCCCGUCCUGGAGCCCUUCCUGAACACUGAGCAAAGGUCUGAGCUGCUGAGGAUCUGCCACCCUGAUGAUGUAGAGUGCCUGCAGUACCACCUCAGAGCAGCAUAUGGGUACCGCCCAGCUGCUUCUUAUGCUCCUUCUUAUGCUGCCCUUCAAUGUGACCCUAAUGACCCUUACUGCCACCCACCUCUGGUCCAGAAGGGCCCCAGCGGGUACUACCAGCUGUUGUACCCAAGCUGUGACCCAGCAGUGGAUCCUCUUUGUGUGAACACUGCUGCUGCACCUGCUCCACUGGCUGCAGGGGAGGCUCCCAGAGAGCAGCACUGCAACCCUCUCUUCGAUGCAGGCUGCAACCCCCUGACCGCCACCAGGCUGUCCGGACUCACCAAACCCGUCCUAGAGUACUCCCCCAAAGAUAAGCCUGCUCCUUAUGCCGCUGCUCCUCCUGCUGCUCCUCUGACCUGCGACCCUCAAUACAACCCAUACUGCAUUCUGGCGGCCGCUGCAGCUCUGCGCAAACCCGCUCCACAGCUCCCCGAGCACCAGGUCCGCUACAACCUCGGUGUCCGUGGCAAGACCAAGGAGGGCUACGACUGCUUUGUGCACUAUGACAAAGACUGCACCCCGGUUCAUUCUGGCUCUGAGGCUUCAGAUAAACCCUUCUGUCAUCCCUAUGAUCCCAAAUGUUCCAAGUUUUCCCGACCUUCAAAGCCCAACAAGAGCAGUGUGAUCCUUCCGGAUCCUGACUGCGACCCUGAGUACGACAGCAACUGCCGCCUGCAGCACGCUGAGCCUGCCUCUUCAGCUGACGAGCCUCUUGCUGAUGAAGAAAAGCCCGCCGAUGAACCUACAAAGAAAGUUUCUGUCCCACGCUUUGAAGACUUCCUCAGGGGUGUCCUGAGCCAGCACAAAUAAGUUUCAGCACCUGCUCACUCAGUCGUUCCAGAUGGAAAUGUCUUACUGUGAUCCACCUUGUGCAGCAUCCUCACAACCUUAAAAACAAAAAUAAUUAUUCUUCAAAUCAGAAAAACUAAAGGUUUCCCUGGUUGUGUUCUAAAUUCCACAGAGCUAAACAGCACAGAGGAACUUAAACCGUUGUAUGUUUGUAGAAAAGAGUCAUAUGUAUAGA
This is a messenger RNA of Nothobranchius furzeri (turquoise killifish), 1887 nucleotides long. RefSeq names its product actinodin2 (gene and2). The record is from RefSeq and is a predicted model, not a curated record. Lineage: Eukaryota; Metazoa; Chordata; Actinopteri; Cyprinodontiformes; Nothobranchiidae.